Penaeus monodon (black tiger shrimp) is the source of this 1459-nucleotide messenger RNA. Its product is annotated as G patch domain-containing protein 4-like. The record is from RefSeq and is a predicted model, not a curated record. Gene Ontology annotation, cellular component: nucleolus. Gene Ontology annotation, biological process: regulation of ribosome biogenesis. NCBI's taxonomy places the organism in Eukaryota, Metazoa, Arthropoda, Malacostraca, Decapoda, Penaeidae. Gene Ontology annotation, molecular function: nucleic acid binding. The coding region runs from base 1 to 888 and encodes 295 amino acids. The transcript is spliced from 7 exons.
AUGGCAUGUUUACACUGUCCCCUGGAAUAUUGUCCAGGCAUGCCUUGGCAUCACUUCAUGCUAACAUACAAGAAAUGCAACACUAAGAACUCUGGCUGUGUAAGGUGGGCUAGAAGAAAAGGAUUGGGAAAAGAAGAGAAGGGAAAUACAGAACCAUUGAAAGUUAAACUAAAGUUCGAUAACACUGGAAUUGGGCAUGAUGUUGGAGAAGAGUUCAAAUUCCACUGGUGGGACCAUGUGUUCAACAAAGCUGCUAAGAAUAUGUCAGUUGAUGAUAAGGCAAAAAGAGUUCAGUAUUCAGCCAACUAUACUAAUGUAAGUCUCCCUCUCCCUCAGCCCACCUGUGCUUAUAUUAAUCUCUAUCUGUUCUUAGUAUUGUUUCUAUUGCUUAGAAAUUCAGUGCAUAAUAGUGUGUAUGUUUGCCUCUUGCAGGGUGGGACUCUACAUAAAUCAGAAAUAUUGAAAGAUUCAGACAGUGAUUCAGAUGAAUCUGUAGAACGUGAUUUGUCCCACAAACUUACAGAUGAGGAGUUGUUUAAGCUCUGUGGAGGUCGUACAGCGCACAAAGGAGCACGUCAUGGCCUGAGCAUGUCAGCCAAAUUAGCAAGAGUGCAAGAGCAAGAGCAAAAGCUGAUGGAAAAGUGGAAAAACACAGAAGAAGAACCACACCAGACUGCUGACAGAGAAAUGUCAAACAGUCAGGAAGAGAAGAAGAAGAAAAAGAAGAAGAAAAAAUCAAAGAUGGAUACACAGAUGGAAGAAUCACUCGUCACAGAAGAGGUGGAAGUUCCAGAGGAAGAUGUAUCACUUGCUGCAGUUGGUGAAGGAGCAGAAGGGAAAAAGAAGAAAAAGAAAAAGAGCAAAGACAAAGACCCCUCAGAAAAAUGAUGGGAUGGAUGAGACCGUAAGUAGCAUACCAGAAGAGGAAGCCGAGGGAACUCACAAAACCAAAAAAGAAGAAAAAACAUGAUAAAGGUAGACAGAAUGAAGAAUGCCCUCCAGUUGCGGAAAUCAUCACAGACAUUCAGGUGAAAAAGAAGCACAAAAAAUCAAAGUAUGUCCAGAGAGAUCCUGAAGAGGAACCAAAUUUCUAUGAGAAAGAAAAUAUGCAAGCAGAAGUAAAUGCAAAAGUUCAAAGCAGUGAAGAUGAAAAAAAGACAAAGAAAAAGAAGAAAAAGAAACAUCAUAGAGAAUUAAGUGAAGACCAAGAAUUAAGUAAUAGAGAAGAAAGUAAUAAACCAAAAAAGAAGAAGAGAAAGAAAGAAAGAAAUGUAGAGUAACAAAAUAUAACAAGAAAUUAUUGGGCUUUUUUAAUAAAAUCAUUAGAAGUACUGAUUGUAUUUUGCAAAGCACAGAUUUCAUGAAUAACAUUAACCAUUUCUUUUCACAUUAAGGUAUCAUUCAUUUAUCACACAUAUACAAGCCUCAUCAUUAGAAUAAAAUUUAGAUCCACAUCCCA